AGUCUGCCCCUGAGCUAACGAAUGGUGACUACUAGUAACUAUAUUGGUACAUCCUCUACACAAUUUUCGAAAUGCAUCUAGAUGGCGUGGCUCCUGAGCAGCGGGAUGUGAUCCGUAAGGUCGCUCCAGCUGUCUCUGAUGAGCCGUCCUUUGCUCCUUUUGAGAUAGGUGACAUGAAGGAGAAGGUAGACGAUAUCAAUGUCUCUGUCGAGGAACUGGACAAGUCUCUUCCCUUCAUGGUAAUGGCCAUGAACAUCAUGAAGGUCCUUCAAAGCUAUAGUGUCGACUGCAAGGGCACAGGCACAGUCUGGGAAGACGUGAAGGCAUCUCUGCCGACAAUAAUGGCAUUCAUCGAAAAGCAAGAGCCGAUUCUGAUGGUUCUUCCUGCCUUCCCUUUCAAGUCUCCUAACUCUCAGGAUAAGGCACUUGGUAUUCUCCCAGAUCUUGGGGAGGAAAUAGCUCUGAAUCACCUCAAUGGCCUUUGCCAGAAUAUUGCCCGUGUUUAUGAGCCCGGUGCACAGGUGCAUAUCACCUCGGAUGGCUUAGUUUACAAUGAUAUCCUCGGUGUUCCCGACGAGGUCGUUUGGGAUUAUGGCGAAGCACUGCGCCAAAUCGCCGUCGACCAGGGCCUCCAUCAUCUCCGUUUCAUCAGACUCGCCCAUUUACUCGAACACGACACAUUCCCACAUAAUGAUCCUGUAUCCGCAAAGGCUUUCUAUAUGGCACACGCGCCAUGCUUUCGCAGAGAACUCAUGCAGCGCUUUGGCGACCCUACCUUCUGUCCCCGUACUGCCAUCAAGGCCGACAUGGAUGUGUGCUUGACGUACCGCGGAUACAUCAAAUUCCUAACCAAGGAUCUGGCGCAUAAGAUCGUCUCCAAAAGUAAGCGAUCCAAGGAUGAACAGAUUACCCAGAUCGCACGAAGCAUGAUUGUCCGUGGCCAGGUGUUUGCAGCAGCCAUUCGGGCUCAGCGGGGAAAUUACGUCCGUCUUUCCAUCCAUCAGUCGACGAACAGCCGCAAGCUGUCUAUUCCGUUGAUUCCGCAGGGCCAAGGGACUAUUGGUCAUACGCCGUGGCAUUCGUGUAUUGCGGUUGGUGUGGAUGGUUCCUAUCGUGCUACGCAUGUCGACCAAGUGCGAGCUACGCACGAUCUGGUCUAUAAGAAUGGCCGCCCGUACUGUUAUCGAGAACGUUCUGAGGUGUUUGACUGGAGUGGGGAUGGGCUGCAGGUUGAGUUCGAGCAUCUUUAUCCGUGUGGACUCAUCAUUCGCCCUGUUGGAGGCGAGAAACCAUCGAUUCUAACCAUCCCGAUGCGCAAGGUCCGGCAGCUAUCCUCCAACAUGUCGCCUGUUAUCUGUCGAGGCUUCACAGAUACAGAUAACGAAAAGCUAUUCAUCGACAAAGCCGCAGACCUAGGAGAGGUGGCCGCCUGGAGCCAAGACAUCAUCGUCAAGGUGAAAGACAGCAAGCGGCAGGACAAGAAGAACAACAACGUCAAAUCCAACGAAGCCAUGCCAAUGCACUACGACGGCAUGUUCCGGUUCGACGAAAGGACCGAUCCCAUCACAGGCGAGAAAUCGCGUGUCCAGAAUACCCCACGCUAUCAAUUCUUCACCUGUCAGGCAGCGGCUGCUAAAGAUGACUGCCACACAUUGUUCGCGAGCUCCCGGCUCUUCUUCCGCUAUCUGCCUCUCCCAUGGUCGACUGAGCGUCUGCAAAAGGCGACCUGGAGUAUGGAAAAUGAUGGCUUCUGGGAUGCUAAAGUAUACAAUCUUCCGUUGGUCAUCACGCAUCCAGAGUCUGGUCUUCCAUGCCUGCGCUGGCACCAACCCUGGGAUGCAAGCAAGACGAAAUUCAGCACGUGCGAGGUGAAGAUCGACAAUGAUGAUGCCAGUCUUAUCUCGCAGAUCGACGAUCUCACUUAUGAUUACCGUGUUUGUCGGCGCUUUUCGUGGGAGGUUGGCGAUGUGCUGGUCAAUGAUAACCUGUCUAUGCUUCAUACGCGGACUGGAUAUUCGAGUGAUUGUGAUCGCGAGCUUUGGCGUAUUCACUGUGAUUGAAUACUUUGGCUCCAUGGAGAUGUCUAAGUUUAUAGGGGCAGUAACAUUAUUUAAUAAUUAACAAUAACAAGUAAUGGCAGCGAUGGAAGUCAUAUGGAACGCCUAAUUGCCUCACCAACGCGCAUAUACUUCUAUCAACAACCUGUCAUUAC
This is a messenger RNA of Aspergillus wentii DTO 134E9, 2212 nucleotides long. Its product is annotated as isocyanide synthase family protein. The coding region runs from base 72 to 2060 and encodes 662 amino acids. Gene Ontology annotation, molecular function: oxidoreductase activity. The record is from RefSeq and is a predicted model, not a curated record. The transcript is spliced from 3 exons. Lineage: Eukaryota; Fungi; Ascomycota; Eurotiomycetes; Eurotiales; Aspergillaceae.